CUUGAAACACAUAUACGCCUACAUUCAAAAGGCAUGCAUACUGGGCCUCACCGACACCUCACAUCGUCAAUCGAUAGGACGCUGACGAGCGUUCCCCCAGCUUCUCGGCACUCCAUGGAUGUGCACCGUUGCUCAGAGCUUUGAUAAUACACAAGACACAAGCGCAUAGGGUUGUAUUGAACGCCGAGGAGCCAACUGCUCCUACUCACUCGUGUGUGCGUGCCGCAUCGGCUCACGCACCGAUGGCGACCACCUACCGAGCCGCUUUCGGCAACGCGGAGCACCACAAGGCGGUGAUCCAAGAGCUGUGCGGUAAGCUAGGCCUGCCCGUGCCAGGGCCCAAGCCCCGCCCGGACACCAGUGGUGACUCGGAGCUGGCACACCAGAUGGCGGAGGACGAGCGGCGGGCCGCGGGCUAUGCCGUCCCGCGGCCCGACGUGACGACGUCUCCCUCGAAUGUAAAGGUCCAGAUGGUGGGCUCCGGCGGGGCCCCCGGCAUGCACUUCAACUCGCUGGUCCCGCCCGGCGCGCGGCACCAACGCAGCUACUCUGACGGGAGCGCGCGGCUGGUGCAGCAGCAACAUUUGCAACAACAGCAGCAGCAGCAACAACAACAACAGCAACAGCAAGGGGACCAGCAACCAGAAAAGCUGCAGCAUCGGCACUCCCUGCUGAUGCCGGACAUCCGGCGGAGCAGCGGCGGCGGCACACAAGCGCCCGCGGCGGGGCGCGAACCAGCUCCCGCGGGCGCGAGUGGCGCCGGCACUGCCGCUGCUGCUGCGGCUGCUGCGGGUGCUGCUGCCGGCCUCCCGCGGCCUCCGGCUGGUGCGUUUGCGAACGCCCGGCAUCAGCAGGUGGUGAGCGAUGCGGAGUUGGCGGCGCGGCUGCAGCAGGUGGAGAUGGCGGCGGUGGCGGAUGCGACAGGCACGCCGCAGAGCCUGUUGUUCCCGGACCUGCAGUCGCAGCCGUCCAUGCGCGAGCUGGCGCUGGGCCGCACGCUCAGCUGCGUGCCGUCUGUGAUGAUGUCACCGCAAAUGAUGAUGUCGGCCGCCACUGUGCCGCCGCCGGAGCCGGUGGUCAGCGCGGACCGGCGGCGGCUGCAGGACACGCUGCGGUUGUACGAACUGACGGAGCGGCAGGUGGCGGGCGACGGCAACUGCCAGUUCCGGGCGCUGUCGGACCAGCUGUACGACAACCCCGAGCUCCACGCCGAGGUGCGGCGGGCGGUGGUGGCGGUGCUGCGGCAGCGCGCCGCCGCCUACAGCUGCUACGUGGCGGGGGACUACCAGGCCUACGCGGACGGCAUGGCGCGGGCCGGCACCUGGGGAGACCACCUCACGCUGCAGGCCGCGGCCGACACGUACGGCGUGCGGCUGGUGGUGGUGACCAGCUACGAGCACAGCCCCGUCAUCACGCUCGAGCCGGAGCAGAAGAAGAGCGGCCGCACGCUGUUCCUCAGCUUCUGGGCCGAGGUGCACUACAACAGCCUCUACCCGGCCAAGGAGCCGCCAGCGCCCCUGCCGCGGCCCAGCGCCCCCGCCGCGGCGGUGACGGCGACCAGCAAGCGCGCCUCCGGAAACGGCGGCGGCAAGGACGGCGGCAAGCCGCACAAAGUGCUGGGCAGCCGCAAGCUGGGGCAGCUGUUCAACGUGUAGACUGUGCGGGUGUGGCGCAGGGGUGCAGCGGUGCGGUGCGGCGUGGUGGGCUGCAGAUGUGGCGCCGCUGUUAGUCGGUAGGGUGAAUGUUGUAGGGCUUGUGUAGGUCUGCUGAGGAAGGCAGGAUUGGAGCCCGGUCUCGGGUUGCGUGUAUAUAGCGGAGUGGACUUCUGGCGGGAUGAGUGCGGCACAGAACAACUGUGAUAAAUUUGAGUGCUGAGAAGAUGGGUGGCACAGCGCUCGCAUGCAUGUUCGUACCACUGGUGUGCUGUGGUCAUGUGGGCGUGAAGCUGCGGCCAGGCCAAGAGUGGCGCUGUCCUGCAUACAGAGUGAACAGCUAUAGACUUCAUCCGUGCCCUGAAGGUGCGUUCGGUUUGUACCAAUACUAGAACAGAAGGUGCGAUGGGACAGGGUAAGGGGCAGGUUGGCGUAGUCCCGUAGUAUGCAGCACAUUCUCAGAAAUACUAGAACAGUAUGUUAGGUUGGGCCAGAGGUAGGAGGCGAGGCUACGCAGGCACUGCGAUAGGACAGCUAUGCAGCAAUUCGUUCUUCGCCCUGUGGAGCUGCUAGCCGCUUUGAGGGGCAGGGUCAUGCUGAGUCGUGUUGGUUUGACCUUCAUGCACUUUGCACAUUGCGCCCAGGCAGCGCCGCGCAUUCACGUAUGCGUUGGGCUCUGCGGCUAAGCAGCCAGCAGGAGGGCCUGCAAUGGUGCCAGGCUACAAGCUUGAUACCGUAUGUGGAUUGUAUACGGGCUGUGGUGUUUGCAGAUCUCCGAGCGCAGAGGCGCGGUACAGGCAAUCGCAUGUAACCAAAGUAUCUC
This is a messenger RNA of Chlamydomonas reinhardtii, 2475 nucleotides long. RefSeq lists its product as uncharacterized. NCBI's taxonomy places the organism in Eukaryota, Viridiplantae, Chlorophyta, Chlorophyceae, Chlamydomonadales, Chlamydomonadaceae. Gene Ontology annotation, molecular function: cysteine-type deubiquitinase activity. The transcript is spliced from 6 exons. Bases 243 to 1655 code for a protein of 470 amino acids. The record is from RefSeq and is a predicted model, not a curated record. Gene Ontology annotation, biological process: protein deubiquitination.